This is a messenger RNA of Aureobasidium namibiae CBS 147.97, 1809 nucleotides long. Its product is annotated as N-acetylglutamate synthase. Gene Ontology annotation, biological process: L-arginine biosynthetic process. The transcript has a single exon. Gene Ontology annotation, cellular component: mitochondrial matrix. The annotation marks the transcript as partial. The record is from RefSeq and is a predicted model, not a curated record. Lineage: Eukaryota; Fungi; Ascomycota; Dothideomycetes; Dothideales; Saccotheciaceae. Gene Ontology annotation, molecular function: arginine binding; L-glutamate N-acetyltransferase activity, acting on acetyl-CoA as donor.
CAGCAGGAUUUCUUCUUCGACCUGCUCAAUGCAAGCUCGACACGCAGAGACGCCAAACAAUACCUGGCCCGCUUCAAGCCCUCCCCCGACAGCAAGCCUGAGAAGCCACCCAGCAUACAUGAUGCAACCGAGACAAAGCAACAGUGGCAGCUCCAGAGAUCUGGCGUCAACCUGGGCCAACUAUAUCUCCCCACCCAAGCCGCCGCUGCCACGCCGACCUUUUCCCAACACGUUGAGCAAGAAACCCAAGUUCAACAAGGCGCUGGAGAAAUCCACGUUGCACUCGUCUGUCUGAGGGCCCCUCAUCUGAUUGAUGACGAGACUCUUGACGGCAUCGCCUUGACAAUGGCACAACUAGUCCGUCUCGACAUGCAGAUUGUCGUCGUACUCAACUGCGAGCACGAGGUCACGCAAAGGAACGAGUCAUACAAGGACACAUACCGCCGCCAGGGUGCCAGAAUCGUCGCUGCAUUGGAGCGUCAUAACAAUGCGGGUGCGCGUUAUGUCGACUCUGCUCUCAAUGUCACGAGCCAGGAGCCACUGCCACCCUCACGUCCCAAAGUCAUGGGUGCCGUCGAACUCGGUAUACCCAAACUCAUUACAGAGCCACUAAAGCGAAGCGCUAUCCCCGUCAUCCCCGCCAUAGCCUAUGACUCGACCUGCAAGGUGCAAAAUGUCUCUGUCAGCAGUGUCAUGCUAGCCCUGACCCGCGCCCUAUCUGGUCUGGCUGCUGUGGCAGAUUCAGGACAUGAGCCACUUGAGGAUACCUCAGUAGACAGAAUCAUCAUGCUUGAUCCUCUGGGCGGUUUACCCACCGAGACUCGACAAGAUAAGGCUCAUGUCUUUGUCAACCUCGAGCAGGAAUACGGCAUGAUUCGUGACGAGAUCGAGUCCUGUGGCAUGAGCCCUCAUCAUCUAGACACCCUCAGUCUGGUUCGGGACUGUCUGGCUCUGCUCCCCCCUGCAUCGUCGGCCUUGCUCAUAUCUCCCGAAGAAGCUGCCGUUUCUUCGCACCACUCUCGUAAAGAUCCGGCCAUUGGCAUCACAACCCGACGACAAAAGAAUCCCCUGAUCCACAAUCUGCUCACCAACAAACCCCUCAUUUCUUCCUCUCUACCUGCCGCCCGCCUCUCAGCCAAUGGUACGGUCCCUGGCGCCUCUUCGGAGGAUGUCACCCGCUCCACACUGGUGAAACGAGGUAUGCCUCUGAUGAUCGUUCCUGAUCUCCGAAACACACCCUGGACCCCACCCAAGCCUGGCGAGCCUACCAUUGCCCUAGACAACCAUCCAGACAUCAACUUCCCCCGUCUUGUUGCCUUGAUCGAGGACUCCUUCCGCAGACCUCUCGAUGCCAAACACUACCUUGAGCGCAUCAAGAACCGUGUAGCCGGCGUCAUCAUUGCGGGAGAAUAUGAAGGUGGUGCCAUCUUGACCUGGGAAGAACCGCGAACACCCGCUCCCAAGCAGGCAGGGGCCAACUCUGAUCCUCAACGAUUGGUACCAUACCUCGACAAAUUCGCCGUGCUCCAACGCUCCCAGGGCAGUUCUGGAGUUGCGGAUAUCGUGUUCCAGGCCAUGGUGCGCAGUUGCUUCCCCAAUGGCGUUUGCUGGCGAUCACGCUCCAACAACCCCGUCAACAAGUGGUACUUUGAGCGGUCGAGGGGAACCUGGCAUCUGCAGGAUACACAGUGGACCAUGUUCUGGACGAACCCGGACUUGGUGGCUGACCAGCGGCGUUGGGAAGAGUACGUGUCGGUAUGUAGGAACAUCGAACCCAGCUGGGCGAACAACAAAGCAAAGCCUGAUUAA